Messenger RNA from Cynoglossus semilaevis (tongue sole), 1287 nucleotides. It is a transcript of the gene slc51a, whose product is annotated as solute carrier family 51 member A. The coding region runs from base 188 to 1162 and encodes 324 amino acids. NCBI's taxonomy places the organism in Eukaryota, Metazoa, Chordata, Actinopteri, Pleuronectiformes, Cynoglossidae. The transcript is spliced from 8 exons. The record is from RefSeq and is a predicted model, not a curated record.
UUCCAUGAAAAGACCGAUGACGAUCCUUUUGGAUUUUUGGAGAGAAGAAGAGAGGAGAGGAGAAGAGACGAGAGGAGGGGAGAGAGGAGUCAGCGCCACUUUACGCAGCGACCGUCCGUGGAUGUACGCGAGUUUGAGGGAUAACUGAGGAGUUUCUGAACAUCAACAACGACGACAAUCAGCCACAAUGAAUAAUGCAACCAACCGAACCAUUGACCCGAGCUGCAGGGACAAACCUCCGCUGGCCAUCGACAUCAUUGUCAAUUUGGACAUUUUUGGCAUCAUCCUGUAUUCCAUUCUCACCUUCAUGGCCACCGUGUCUGUGCUGGUCUACAUAGAGGAAUGUAUCUACAUCUACAGGAAAGUGCCGUCCAAUAAGAAGAGUGUCAUCAUCUGGGUGAAUGGAGCCGCACCGGUAAUUGCUACCAUGUCAUGUCUGGGCAUGUGGAUCCCCAGAGCCACCAUGUUUACUGAUAUGACCUCGGCCUGUUACUUUGCCAUUGUGGUUUUCAAGUUCUUGGUCCUGAUGCUGGAGGAGAUCGGUGGUGAUGAAGCCUUUCUAAAGCGGGCAGGGAAGCACAAACUGAAGAUCAGCACAGGGCCGUGCUGCUGCUGCUGCCUCUGUCUGCCGUAUGUCCACAUUACACGGCGAACUCUCUUCCUGCUCAAACUCGGCUCCUUCCAGUUCGCUCUCCUGAAGAUCGUCUUCACCAUCCUUUCCAUUGUGCUCUGGACCAACGGCACAUUUGACCUGGCUGACUUGGAGAUUACUGGAGCUGCCAUAUGGAUCAACCCAUUUGUAGGCAUCCUGACCAUUAUAGCCCUGUGGCCGGUUGCCAUCAUGUUUAUGCAUCUGAGAGUUGCCCUACGGACUAUUAAGAUCGUUCCCAAGUAUGCCAUGUACCAACUAGUACUGAUCCUGAGCCAGCUGCAGACGGCUAUCAUCAACAUCUUGGCUUUAAAUGGAACCAUUCCCUGUGCCCCACCUUUCUCUGCAGCAGCAAGAGGAUACAUGUUGAGUCAGCAGUUACUGAUCCUUGAGAUGUUCAUCAUCACACUGGUAACGCGGCUGUUGUACCGACGACAGUAUGACCCUUUACCUGUGGAAAAAGUGGACGACAAUGAAAAUACCAAGAUGGUGGCAAUGCCUGAAUCGGCAUGAGAAGUGUUGGUGCGUGUGUAUUUUUUUGUGUGUGUGCGUAUUUUUUGAUUUUGAGAUGUAUAAACAAAUAUUAUAAAAUCAGAUUUGAAAUGAAAUUAAUAAAGUGAUAUGUGAUGAUCAUAGAC